Molecule: messenger RNA, 1050 nt
Organism: Trypanosoma grayi
Lineage: Eukaryota; Euglenozoa; Kinetoplastea; Trypanosomatida; Trypanosomatidae
Exons: 1
Coding region: 1-1050 (349 amino acids)
Source: RefSeq, a predicted model, not a curated record
AUGGAUGAAAAGUCCUUUACGUACAUUCUCACGCCAGCCACUUCAACGCGCGAGUGCGUUCACCGCGUUUUGUGUAAAGAUUUACCCUCACUUGAAGAAGCCGUUGAAAGUUCAGAGAGAAUGUCAGGAACUUGGCUGGUAGAGCGCGAUGAAUUCGUCGACGAGGUUCUGUCUGGUUUUGACCGGACAGCGAAGUGCCGCUCUUUUUCCCGCGAUAAUAGCAGCAGCAGCAGCAGCGGUCGCAUUCGCAUCAGCACCGUUAAAGAAUACUCGUCGCCUGGUGGAUGCAUUCUGCCCGAGACGGUGGAAGCGAGGGGAAAUGUACAUUCAAAAAGGGUACCGCCUUUCUUUGAAGAGGGUGUGUGGCCGCUUGUCUGGGCGCAGUUUGAGCGCGAUAUACGCCGAGAGACGCUCUUAAUCGACGGCACCCUGGAGGAUGAUGCGGUCAGAGCGCUGGAUCGCAUACAAGCUCUGUUACUUGAUGCGUAUAAUUAUCAACUACCCCACAACACUGGCGACGCUAUAUUGAGCACUGGUGAGAAUCCCGAAACGAAAGGGUUUUUCUCCGGGCUCUUCACGACGGCGCGUGGCUUGGCCCGACGGGUGCAAUCUGCAUAUGCUGAAAUGAGUAAGUGGCGUGCAGUGGCCGAUGCUUUGCGUCUUGCUGUCCUGAUGUCGCAGCAAACCGUAUUGGCUUUACCAGUGGAAAUCCUAAAUGCACAGUUUUGUGAGCCGUCGCGUGAUAGUUCUGGCAGUGAUCGAGGUGAAGGGCAAACGGUCUACAUUGGAGAGCCCCAUGUAGGUAGUGCAAAACGUGGGGAAGCACCCUCUCAUCCAGAUGAAGAGGCGAGGGGAAGAAUGAUAGUGCAUUUGGCGCGCCGCGACCGUGGUAAUAGACUUCCCUUUGUGUGUGUUGAGAAGUCGCUGCAUGUCUCCACGGUGGACGAAGCCGCGAACCAUUCGACCAAGCUGCGGCUUUGGAUAGCCGUCCGGGUUGACCUUUUCACCAAAGACCACGUGGAGUUGAACUGGGAGUGGCGCCGGCCCUGA